Messenger RNA from Myxozyma melibiosi, 1005 nucleotides. RefSeq lists its product as uncharacterized. The transcript has a single exon. The coding region runs from base 1 to 1005 and encodes 334 amino acids. The record is from RefSeq and is a predicted model, not a curated record. Gene Ontology annotation, molecular function: DNA-binding transcription factor activity, RNA polymerase II-specific; RNA polymerase II cis-regulatory region sequence-specific DNA binding. Lineage: Eukaryota; Fungi; Ascomycota; Lipomycetes; Lipomycetales; Lipomycetaceae.
AUGAGCAUGAUCCAGGCAAUGACGCAGCCGGGUGCGCCGGUGACGCCGACAGUCGCGAGCCCGGCGUCGAAGCACACCUGUCCGCACUGCGCGCAGUCCUUCACCCGACACCACAAUCUCAAGUCGCAUCUGCUCACCCAUUCCCACGAGAAGCCCUUCACCUGCUCGACCUGCAACUCCAAGUUCAGGCGGCUGCACGAUCUCAAGCGCCACUCGAAGCUGCAUACCGGCGAAAAGCCCUACGUCUGCAACAAGUGCGGCCGCAAGUUCGCCCGCGGCGACGCCCUCGCCCGUCAUGGCAAGGGCGCAAACGGCUGCGCUGGCCGCGCUGAUGGCGAUAACUCGGACGAAGACGACGACGACGACGACGACCGCCAGCAGCAGGUUCACCAGCAGGUCCAGCAGCAGCAGCAGGCCCAGCAGCAGGCUCAGCAGGCCCAGCAACAGGCCCAGCAGCAGCAGGCGCACGACUAUCUGGCCCACAAGCGCACCUCCCUGCCCGCCAUCCGCACGCCGGACCAGCAGCCUCAGCAGCCUCAGAAGCAGCCUCUCUACCAGCAGUCCUUCUCCGCAGAGUCCCCGCGCAUCCUCUCGCCUCUGCCCCACGCCUACCAGCAGCCUCCGCCUCCUCCGCCGUCGGCGCCGCAUCACCAGCCGCCUCCCGUGCACCAGCAGCAGCCACAACAGCAGCAAGCCGGCCCGCCCUCGCAGUCGCCUGCAUCGGCCGCGCUCUACUCCAACUUUGGCACCCUCAUACCCCAGGGCGGACCCGGCGGCCCUGGCUCGACGCAGAACGCAAACGCCUUCCUCCAGAACCAGCCCUAUCUGCAGGCCCAGGCUGCCGUCUCCGCCGCCGCCGGCCAUCACCACUCGACGAUCGAGGAGAGUCUGUGGGGAUACGUCAGAGGCCUCGAGGAUCGACUGCGAGACUCUGAAGAGCGCCUCCAGCGCGCCGAGAACCGUAUCGGUUUCCUCGAGCGCGAGCUGAUGGCAAACAAGCGAUGA